AGCGGCGUCUGCUUUGUGGGCAUCAACAACGUGGACGCCCUGCGGGGCUUUGUGCUGGCCCCCUUGUUCGUCUACCUGUUCAUCGGCACCUCCUUCCUGCUGGCCGGCUUCGUGUCCCUCUUCAGGAUCCGGACCAUCAUGAAGCACGAUGGCACCAAGACAGAAAAGCUGGAGAAGCUCAUGGUGAGGAUAGGCAUCUUCAGUGUCCUCUACACAGUGCCGGCCACCAUCGUCAUUGCCUGCUAUUUUUACGAGCAAGCUUUUAGGGAACAGUGGGAGAGGAGCUGGGUCACGCAGAGCUGUAAG
Molecule: messenger RNA, 306 nt
Organism: Pterocles gutturalis (yellow-throated sandgrouse)
Lineage: Eukaryota; Metazoa; Chordata; Aves; Pterocliformes; Pteroclidae
Product: frizzled-1-like
Exons: 1
Biological process (GO): non-canonical Wnt signaling pathway; canonical Wnt signaling pathway
Cellular component (GO): plasma membrane
Molecular function (GO): Wnt-protein binding; Wnt receptor activity
Source: RefSeq, a predicted model, not a curated record